CCAUUUCCAUCACGAUCAGCCGUUCGUCGUUCGGGAUCAUGGGAGCUUUAGCCAAUUUACCCAUCCUUUUUUUGACACUUAUCUCCAGGGUUCUCUCUCUAAACCUUGCUGCUCAAUCCUUCGUGCAACUUUCUUCCAACCCCGAAUCAGGUCCCAUUCCAUAUUGUGAGAAUGGCCAAUGGAUCAGUUGUGAGCAAGUCACCGUUGACCUGACAGCAUUGAGAAGCGAUCAAACCUUGAUCUUACCCAAUGGAGAUUGGGUUAACUUGGUUGAAUCCUCGACAGGACCUGAGUCCGGAUCAUCCACAGCGUUUUAUCAAUCUGAAGACCUCUUGAACUCCAUGACCAUCACUUUCUUCACCUCGGGCUCCAAUGAAGUCAAUGCCGUCAUUCAUGAGGGCGACCAAGUAUUCAACUUGGCGCCUUGCGAUCAAACUAGGGGCCAUUGUCACGUUUUAGCCAAGGGGGACCCGGACGUGCAGGAUCCCGCGUCAAGCUACACAAUGAGGGAUUUGGAGUUGAUGACGAAGACCGCCCUAGAAGGAUUCACCGAUGUCGAGGACCGAGAAGAGCAAGGUGGAUUCGAACAAGAUGCUGACGGGACGUACGUGGCCACCAUUAAAAUCUACUACACAAGUCAAUUUGCUGAAAUAGAACCCAACGUGAAUGCCUACAUCUCAAACAUGAUCAGUCAAGCCAAUGCUUGCUUCAGAAACUCACAAACCCAAAUCCGUUUGCGAUUACUAUGUACCCAACAACUGAACAACAUCACUGAAGACCGAGAUCCGAAACAAAUUUUGACCCAAUUUGCCAACAUAAAAGGAAGCCCAGCAAAUCUACGAGGAACGGCAGAUUUCGCUCAUCUUCUUGUGCGACAAACUAUUCCAACCAAUUGUGGAAUUGCCUACGUCGGGAGCACACAAUCUCCGUUUGGGGUGACCAAAAGGGAUUGUUCCAUUGCAAGUUAUACCUUCAGCCACGAGAUUGGUCAUAACUUUGGAUGCCACCACGACCGCUUGAAUGCUAUUCCCGAAGCUAAUCGAAACGGCUACGCAUUCGGAUACCUGAUUCCAGGCACUAGCUACCGCACCACAAUGGCGUACACGCAUUACAACCAUCGAACGCCUUUAAACCUUUACUCCAACCCAAGUGUGCGGUUCCAGAACGUCCCAAUUGGCAAUGCUCAGAACAAUUGUGCCCGCAAGAUCCGAGAAAACGCCCGAGCAUUUGCCAGUAUAGGCUCAGACACCAAUUCAUGCACAGAGGACGUCAUGUCAACCUGUGCGUCUUUGGUCUACCGAUUUGUACCCACCGGCACUAGCUUGGUAGUCCAGUAUCCACUUACUGGAACCUAUGGCAAUAAUGAACAAUGUCAGUGGUUAUUUGUGACAUCAUCUGGCCGACAUUUAAUUGUGAGGCUCGAGAGCAGGGAUAUUGAAAAUUCAAGUCAAUGUCGUUACGAUAUGCUUGCUUUCCAUGGGACCCCUUCUGGGAUGUUGGGCUUCUGCGGUACUGGAUCUUUCAAUCAUAUUCCCUCUGCAGGCAAUGCUGUCAUCCUGAGUUUCACUUCGGAUGGAUCAGUUGUUGGAAGAGGCUUUAGAGUCCAUAUCCGAGCUGUCUAGAGAUUGAUCUUGUGACUUGAUGCUCCUUUCAUUUCGUCCUUUCACCCUCUCAGUAUGUCGAGGGUUCGUCCAAACAGAUUUAUCACUAUUUUAUGUUCCAAGCAACGUGUUUUAGCAAAUAAAAAACAAAAGCGAA
Messenger RNA from Tigriopus californicus, 1758 nucleotides. Its product is annotated as peptidyl-Asp metalloendopeptidase-like. Bases 39 to 1622 code for a protein of 527 amino acids. The record is from RefSeq and is a predicted model, not a curated record. NCBI's taxonomy places the organism in Eukaryota, Metazoa, Arthropoda, Copepoda, Harpacticoida, Harpacticidae. Gene Ontology annotation, molecular function: metallopeptidase activity. The transcript has 9 exons.